Messenger RNA from Octopus sinensis (East Asian common octopus), 8119 nucleotides. RefSeq lists its product as uncharacterized. Lineage: Eukaryota; Metazoa; Mollusca; Cephalopoda; Octopoda; Octopodidae. The annotation marks the transcript as partial. Gene Ontology annotation, molecular function: DNA-binding transcription activator activity, RNA polymerase II-specific; RNA polymerase II cis-regulatory region sequence-specific DNA binding. The record is from RefSeq and is a predicted model, not a curated record. The transcript has 4 exons. Gene Ontology annotation, cellular component: nucleus. Gene Ontology annotation, biological process: regulation of transcription by RNA polymerase II.
AAACACACCCCUCAUCAAAUGUCCAACGUGUCCUGAUGUCUUUGAUACAUACACAACUCUCCAGAGACACAUUUUAAUUUCCGGUUGUGGCCGAACAUUGCCGAUGACUGACGAAGUGUACCAUGCACGGGACACUGAAUGCGAUAAAAUCGAAAACGAGGCCAAAAGAGAGCCAAUCAACAAGUGCCAUCUCUGCAGUGAGACUUUCGACUGGAGAUCUGAUUUGGUACGACAUCAGGCUCUCAUUCAUAGCCAGCAGUUUGCCCUACAACUGGAAUGUACAACCAACAGCAACAGCAGCAGCAACAACAUCGGGAGAUCACCGAAAAAUACUUCAAACAUGACAAUGUCUCCAACUUCACGUUCCCCUUCCUCAUCAGCAUCCCCUCCUUCCCAACUAUUGUCAAUAGUACCCUGUCAACAGUCGCCCAUAACGUCUAUGACUACAACAACACCAACAGCAACAACACCAACACCAGUCUCCCUCGCCACCACAUCUCCCUCACCACCACUGUCGUCGCCGCCGUCGUCCUUAUCCCCUUCCUCUUCAGCACCAUCUCCGUCAUCUUCGUCACCGCCACCUUCACUAACUUCAUCAUCGCCGUUAUCUGCAAUGUCGACGAUGGCGACAAGGACGGCGAUGACAUCGACGACAAGAGCAACAUCACCAUCAGCCAGCACAACACCCGAAAUGACAAUGUUUCACAACAGCAGCAGCAACAACAACAGCAGCAGCAGCAGCAGCAGCAGCAGCAGCAACCAUCACCAAAUUAACAGAUUCAAAGUUAGUUCAGCCAAUACCAAAGACGAAUUCCUUAGCAAAUAUUCUCCCGUUGAUAGCAAAAUGUUGUUUGGCACCAACACUAACAACACCAAUAGCAACGGCGAAGAUGCUAAUGAAAAUAGCAGCAACGAUGCUAAUGAUAAUGGCACUAACAGUAAAAGUAACGAUAGAAUUAAUAACAGUGAUAAUGUCGAUCCUCCGUCGAUCGUUAGCAACCGAAUGCUAUUUCCCGAUAGUGUAAAUAGCAACAGCGAUAGCGACGGAGGUGGUGGGGAUGGUGAAGGAGAAGGAGGAGGAGGAGAAAAUGGAGAUGGAGGAGGCAACAGCAACAGUAUUAGUGCAGGUUCACCACCAAACACCGUUAGCAACACCGAGAGUAAAGUGAUGAUCGGUAGCAACUGCAGUAACAGCAGUAGUAAUAGCAAUUGCAGUAAUAGUAACUCUGGUAGAAAUAGCAAUGGCGACGGUAGCAAUGCCAGUGCUGCCGUUUCCACCGCCAACAGCAGCAGUAGCAACAAGAAGAACAAUAGCAACAACGGCAGCAGCAGCAGCAGCAGCAAUAGCAACAAGAAUACUGCCAUUAACACUAUAAGUGCGGCGAACGCUGCAUUGAACCUUGGCAACAGGUUCCCUUGCGAAAACUGCGAUAAGGUUUUCACUGACCCCAGUAACCUGCAGCGUCACAUCCGUUCGCAGCAUGUAGGUGCCAGGUCUCACGCGUGUCCCGAGUGCGGAAAGACGUUCGCAACAUCGAGCGGUUUGAAGCAACACCAGCACAUUCACAGCAGCGUGAAACCAUUCCGUUGCGAAGUCUGCCUAAAGGCGUAUACACAGUUUUCUAAUUUAUGCAGACACAAGCGGAUGCAUGCUGAUUGCAGACAACAGAUCAAAUGCAAAGACUGCCAACAGGUUUUUUCAACUGUAACGUCUCUCGGAAAACACAAGAGAUUCUGCGAUGGGGCCUUUCGCUCAAGUAGUGCUGCUGCAGUAGCUGCAGCUGCAGUCGCAGCUGAUCACCAUCUGCGCAUGCGUCUCUGCUACACUCCCGACAAGCUUGUCCCGGCUGGACUAGGAGCCUUACAGCAAAAUACUCCGCUGACCACUGCUGCAGCCGCAGCGGCUGUUUCAGCUUAUAUGUACGGACAACCUCGACUUUCUUACUUUCGUCCUUUAAUUACUCAACCUCAGUUUGGAUCUAUUCUUCCUCAGCCAUUAGCCGCUGCAAUGGCGACAUCUAGUUUGGCUGGAACCUCAACAACAAAUCAUAGUGGCAUCAAUUCCUGUUCUCUUCCUUUGUCUAGUUCUGCUUUGGACACUGACUGCUUUCGAUCUCCGGCGGGAGCCAUCCCCCCAACCCCUGCACCAGCACAUGCUCAUCAACAUAUACCUCUUCCACCAAUGCAUCCCGCUACAUCCAUUGUUUCGCAUGCACCUCUGUCGUUAUCCUUACCAAAACCACAACAGACUCAACAUCAACGACUGCAGAGCGAAUCAGAAAUAAGUGGUCUCAACUUGCAUUCUCCCGAUUUUAUGACUGGUUAUAAUUUGACAACAUCUGCGGCUAAUCUCAGCAAUAUGAACAGCAGCAGCAACAACAAUAAUAUUAAUGAUAACAAAGCUAACUCAGAUAUCAGUCAUAUUGACAGACACUCAAGUGGCAUGUUGAUAAAGGAUCAGCUAGAUUACGAAAGUCGAAGUCAGAAGAAGCGGAAAUGGAGAAAACGGAAUAGAAAAAUAAGACAUAAACGACCUGACGAAUGGCUGAAUUCUGGGCAUAAUAAUUUGAUAGAAAAAUCAGAUAUUGACCUUUGGCAGGAAGAACAAGGGUUGAACCUAGAUGAUGACGAUGACAAUGUGGAUAGUUGUUAUAAAAGAGACAUCUACAAAUGGCGUCGAAUUGAUGUCGAGACCCAGAAUAAAAUGUGGCCUGAAAAUCAAGAGUUUGAUGAGAAAAAGCAUAUUGACUGGAAAUUGGAGAGAUAUGAUGAGGUAGAUCAGGAAAGAGACGAAAGAAAGAGCGGAAGAGAGAAACUGGAAAAUGACGAUGAAUUGGAACCAAUGGAGAAUGAAGACACAGAAAACAUUGGCCACGAUGUAUUGGAUAGCAAACGAUGGUCUUUUGAUAAUGCUUUUAAUGCUACAGACGAUAAAGAGAACGAACAAAGCGAAACGUCAUAUGACAGAGAUGCCGUGCUAAUGCUUCAGCAUCAGAAAAAGUAUAUGGCGGGUGAUAAUAACAAUAACACCAUAGACGAUAACAACAGUAAUAGACUGAAAAACAAAGACAGUAACGGUAAGAACACUAAUGAGGAAGAUUUAAGAACGCUCAGUUCAGAAAAUUCGCGUUUAAAAUCUGGAACUGUCAUUGACAAUGAACUUGGUCAAGUUAAAGAUAAACAUGAUGUACAUCUAACACGGAUGUCUGGCGAAAAUCCGCUCAGUGGGGGUAAUAAUAACAACAAUAGAAGCAACAUGAUCAACAACAAUAGCAACACUAACGACAACAGAAGCAGUACUUUAAAUUCUACCGGAUGUAAAAGUCCUGCCGCUGUGUCAUCUUUUUCUUGCUCGUCGCCGUCGUCUGCUUCAUCCAAUUAUUCAGAAACAACUUCUGGUGGUGACGACAAUGAUGAUGAAGCAAAUAUAGAUAGCAACGUUCUUCGUAAGAGGACAGACGACAACAAUGACAAUUCAGAGACAAGAAAGAAGAAGAAGAAAGAAAGGAAAGCCAGAAAGAGGCAGAGAAUGGGAAUAGAGAAACAGGAGGAAAGAACAGAAGUUGUAGUUGUUGGAGAAAAUGAAGGCGAAAUUGAAGAUGGAGAUAACAGUGAAGAAGAUACUGGCGCAGAAGAAUUUAAAAAGGAAGAAAGAAAUUGCCCAAAAAAUUCUAACUCUGAUUCUACAAUGUUACUAGAAAAAGAUGACAGCAGACGACAACUGAGAAAUGACUACGUAGAUGCUAAAGAUCUCAGUAUGACCGGACCUACAUCGAGACGAAAGCGAGGUCGCCAUAGUAGCUACGGUAACAAUAAUUUUAAUAACAGCAACAUAAAUAAUCUUCCUUAUUACCAAUAUCGAAACCAACCCCAGUUUGGGAAUGCUUUCACAGCAACUGCAUUAGCAGAGGCAGCCAUGUUCUUAGACGGUGCCCUGAACCUCCGCACGAGAAACUCUGAAGAACUACAAAGCCAUCAACUGUCUAAGAAGAAAAGAAAUCCAGAUAAUGAUAAUAAUAACGAUGAUGCUAGAAACGAAAAUGACAACAACUUAUUAGAAGCUGUUUUCAAUCCAUCUUCACUACCAAGUCUUGUAUCGAUGGCUAAGCGUGGAUUAAUAGCUUCUAGUGUCGGAAGUGGAAGUCAUAAGAGCCGGAAACGACAUCUGCAACCAGGAGUGAACAACAAUAACAGUGAUAAUGAAAUUUCUAAUCUACAACAGCAGAAACAUCAGCGAUACUUACAAGAGCAUCAGCAGCAAAUUUAUGGCUUUUUAAAACAGGAAACAGAAAACCCUGACUCAUUUCCAUUCCAGAAUUCUCCUACUAAACACCAACAAUUUGAUCAUCAACAAGAAUCAGAACAUCAAAUAGCCCCAUUUGAUUUGUCUAAAUCUAGCAUAGAACAGCGACAACAACAACAACAAAGAUUGCAGUCACAGCAACGCCGUGUAAGAUUCAAAUCCAGAUUGAAAACAAAUUUCCAGUCAGGGUUAACCGCGAGCGAACGGGUGGCAGCAGCCAUGUCUGCUUACAUUGCUGAAGACGGAAAGCAUGAUGAUGAAGAAGAAGAAGAAUUUGAAGAAGACAUGUUCGACGAAGAUAGUUUUGAGUAUGGAAACUUACAUGAUGUUGACGAAAUUAAGAGUCGCAACAUGGAAGAAAAUCGACAGUUUGGACUGCUUCUUAAUGACAAACAUUUCAUCAACAGAGACUACAAUUAUUGUUAUCGAGACUUUUAUAACAAUCACUAUUACAAUGACAGCAUAAGGGAGGAAGAUGAUGAAGAAGAAGAAGAUAAGGUUGAAGAAAGAAAAAAUAACGAACGACGUGGGAAGCUGAAGGAUAAUUCUAUCGGCAAUAAUUUCCAUGAAACCCAUAAUAAUCUGGAUGUGAAAGAUGAAAUAAAAAGCAUAUUAGAUGCCCCGCUUGAUUUAUCUACAAAUUCUAAGCAUACAGUGGAUAAUAUCUUAAACAAAAACACCGACGAGGCAUUCAUUGCUAAUUGUUACCCAUCUCGAAAAACUCACGUAUAUGGAUCAGGUCUUUUGGCCUCAUCUAAACUGACGAAAAGCGGGGAGAAGGGAGGCGGUAAUGAAGGCUCAGAAUUAGAUUCCAAAACCAUGACUGCUGCACUUAAACUAUCAGAGUCUGGAUCUGAGCUGCACUAUGCCUACCCCUUUGCAGGAUCUUAUAUGUUAGAUCCCUAUUACUCUACGAUGGACAAAGAAAAAUACACAUCUUCAAUGAUGGCAACCUUAAAUAGAUAUCAUGCCCAUUCAUCAUAUCCUACACUACCCCACCACUUACAACAUCCCAGCUUUCCUAAUCAUCUUACAUCAUCUUCCACAACUCAUCCCUACCAACAUCCCCUCGUUUCAUACAGUGGAUUUCUAGAUUCUUCUAUGGACAAUAGCCUUUCUUACACAGAUAACAACAGUGAUAUGAUCCGAGGAGGUGGUAAAAGUGGAUCAAAUGCCCAGAGUGGCAACAAUGGAGGCAACAUCAUCAAUAAUAAUGACAAUAACAACACUCCCACUUCAAAUGCAAACAACAGUAGUUCGCAAACACUAGGAGGAGGCAUUCCGUGUUCAGCGUCAGGAUUGGGCAAUUUCGGCUAUAAUACAAACAGUCCUCAGACAACUGCUUCAACUUUAGCUGCAGUUGCAGCAGCAGCUGCUGGAAAUGGUCAGGGUCCUGGUUCGUGUACAGGAAUGGGUAUGGGUAAUUUCAGGUACCCACCUCCUCCUGGAGGGCAUGGCCUUUUAUCUGCUGCUGCCGCCGCCGCGGUUGCAGCAGCGGUAGCAGCAGCAGCCGCAGCUAAUCGGCCUGGUGGUGGUCCUGGCACUGGGGUCGGAAGUGGAACACAUCACCUCAUGGCUGCUGCAGCAGCAGCAUCAGGUGCAGGAGCUGCUCUGACUGGCGUCGGUGCCGGAAGUGGUUCUGCCAGUAGUGGCAGCAUGACAUUCCAUAGCAGCAAGUUUAAGGAAAGGUAUUCUUGUAAAUACUGUGGCAAAAUAUUCCCCAGGUCGGCAAACUUAACCAGACACUUACGUACACACACCGGAGAACAGCCAUACAAAUGUAAAUUUUGUGAACGCUCUUUUAGCAUUUCCUCUAAUUUACAACGCCAUGUUCGAAAUAUUCAUAAUAGGGAACGUCCUUUCCGGUGCACAUUGUGCGGCAAAAGUUUUGGUCAACAAACAAAUUUAGACCGACACGUUAAAAAACAUGAAAUACAAGGACCAAAUGUGACAGACUCACCUAUUCAUGGUAAUAAUAAUGGCGAUAUUAGUUUCAGUGAAGAGGUGAAUUUAUCUAAGAGUUCAAAUAAUGAUGACAUAUUAACGAACCGAUUAAGUUUUGAUGAAGACUUUAGUAUUAAGAAAGAUACUAACGAAAAUGACCUCAGAAUUAGACGAGAUUCGAACAAUGAUAACCGGUUGUCCAGGAAGAGCAUUAUUAGUGAUAAUUUUAUCAACAGAAAAAAUACAAGUCAUGGCAGCUUUAAGGAAGAGUUGUUGAGCAAAACAGGAAUAGACAUUGGGAAAAACUACAGUAACAACAACUAUGUUAUUUCAAGACUAACCAGCAGCAAGAACAGUGAUAUUAAAACCAAACCACCAGGUGACAAUACAUUUAAUGAUCAAAAAGGUGAUAUUUUUAUUGCAGGAAACUAUGGCACAAACAAAAGCGAUAUAAACUAUUUAGAUAGAAAUAUGGCUAGAUAUCUUGAUAGUAACCAUUGUAUCGAUCUUGUUGUUAACAAAAAUUCUUCAAGUAGCAAGGAGUUCUCCAGACGAAAUAUCGAUGAAAAUGAUAUUAUAAUACGAGACGAUCCUUACACCAUUAACAACGUUGCCAAAGCUGAUUCUAAAUUUUCUCCCAGGACAUCGAAUCAACCAGUUUCUGGUUUUGGUGAAAAGCCACUUGACGAAAGAUUCCACGGACAAAAUAGAAGAAAUUAUAUCGGUGACGUUGAUAAUCGUGAUGAAGGUGAGAAUAAGGAAGAAGGUGGCAUUGCCCAAAACGAUGAAAAAGACAUUAAAUAUAGCAAAGACAAGGAUUGGGCGGAUGAUUAUACCAACGAAACUGCUGAGAAAAGUUAUGAGUAUGAAGGUAAAGUGAAAUCUUCGUUCUAUACUGAAAAUAACAAAAGUAUUGCAAAACUUUGGAAAAACACAAUCGACGAAGAAGAAAACUGUGAUUUUGAUAGAAACGCUAUUAAGGAAGAAGAUGACCUUAAUGAAAAUAUAUUGACAAAAAAUAUUAACAAACAUGGCACAAACAUUCCCAGUUUGUCUGCUAUGGGUGACAGUAAUUCAAAGACUUCUAAUAAAACGAAAAAAAUUAACCAUGAAGUUACCGAAAACUUGUAUGAUUCCCCCGAAAAAUCAAACGACAGGUUCCGAAAUAUCGAACCCGAAGGAGAAAAUGAUCUUUUUGAAAAAGGAAGCAUAAAAGUGAUUGAAGGAGUCGAUAUUAAAUCUGAGACAAACAACAGCAGUGAAGGUUCUGCUAAAGUUGCUAACGAUGCUGAAAUGAGUCAUGAAAAUACAAUCAGAAACUUUACAUUCAGUGCUAGUGAGAAAAACCAAGACGAAAACGUCAAUAAAAAUGAUGAUGAUAGUAUAGUAUCUGCAGAAAAAUGGUCUAACGGUAGUCAUGGAAGUAGUGGAGUCGGUGGUUCUUUUCCAAACACCACCUUGAAACGUGACUUCAAAUCUACUUCUGUGACUGCCUCAAUUUCUCCUACCCCGCUUUCUACAGCGAAUAACAAUAAUAAUAAUAAUUGCAAUUUUACUGCAGAUCACGUUGCUGUUACCACAACUGCAGCACAUACUACUACUAUUGGUAACGCUACUACUACGACCACUACUACUAGAAUUAGCAGUAGCAAUGGUGGAAGAAGCAAAAAUAAUCUUUUUAUUGCUGACAACUUCAAGAGCGAUUUUAGUGGCAAUCAAGGCAGAGACAAUGUUAAAGUUCCUAACAAAACAGAAAGAAUGAAAAGAAGAAAUGUUAGUGAUGAUUAUGAAGAAGAAAACGAUGAUGGUGAAGAGGAUGAGGAAGAAGAAGAGGAUGAGGAAGUCAAUGAAGAUGAUGAAGACGAUGGAGAU